Messenger RNA from Cutaneotrichosporon cavernicola, 729 nucleotides. RefSeq lists its product as uncharacterized. Bases 1 to 729 code for a protein of 242 amino acids. The record is from RefSeq and is a predicted model, not a curated record. Gene Ontology annotation, molecular function: RNA binding. The transcript is spliced from 3 exons. Gene Ontology annotation, cellular component: cytoplasmic exosome (RNase complex); nuclear exosome (RNase complex). NCBI's taxonomy places the organism in Eukaryota, Fungi, Basidiomycota, Tremellomycetes, Trichosporonales, Trichosporonaceae. Gene Ontology annotation, biological process: exonucleolytic trimming to generate mature 3'-end of 5.8S rRNA from tricistronic rRNA transcript (SSU-rRNA, 5.8S rRNA, LSU-rRNA); U4 snRNA 3'-end processing; CUT catabolic process.
AUGUCGCUCGUCCUCCCCGGCACGACCAUCCCCCUUCCCUCCUCCUCGCGGGUGACCCUUGGUCCCGGCAUCGCGCCCGCCCCCUCCCGCGCCGACCCACUCGCCUCUGAGCCCACAUACUCUUCCACACGCGCAGGCCUCCUCUCCUCCGCGGCGAAGGGCAAGGCCGCCGACCGCGGCGAGAGCCUCUGGGUUGAGGGUGUGAGCAAGCGCUACGUUGCGGCGCAGCGGGAUAUCGUUCUGGGCUCCAUCAUCGCCCGCCAUGCGGAGGGGUAUCGAGUCGAGAUUGGGAGCGCGCACCCUGCCGCACUAGAUGGACUUGCGUUCGAGGGCGCGACGAAGCGGAGUAAGCCGAAUCUCAAGGUCGGGACGCUUGUUUACGCACGCGUGUCGCUUGCGAAUCGCGAUAUGGAGCCUGAACUCGAGUGUGUUGACCCCGCCACGGGACGGUCUGAAGGCUUUGGCGAGCUCAAGGGCGGCUUGAUGGUGUGCUGCUCGCUGCAGCUGUGUCGCAAACUUCUGAGUCCCAAGUAUCCCCUCCUCCAGCUCCUGGCCGCACACAUCCCGUUCGAGACCGCAAUUGGACUGAACGGGCGCGUGUGGUUCAAGGCGGCAAGCGUGGACGGAACCAUUGCGCUACAGCGCAUUAUCGAGGCGGUUGACGCCGGGACCCUCGACGCUACGGACAAGGCUGAGGUGGACAAGACCGUCAAGAGCUUCCUCGCAUAA